AUGAGCGAGAAGGCCAAACGUUUCUGUGGCUGGGCCGCUUACGCUGGCGAACUCGAGCUGCUCAAGUGGCUGCGAGAGAACGAGUAUCCUUGGGCUGAUACUUGCACGAAAGCCGCCAAGCGAGGUCACCUGCACGUUCUCGAGUGGGCGCGAGAGAACGGCGCUCCGUGGGACGCGACAGUUUGUAGCGGCGCGGCAUACUCUGGUCAUUUUCACGUUCUGAAAUGGGCGCUAACGAACGGCGCGCCUUGGGACGUACAAACUGCUCUCUCGUGUGUUCUUGGAGAUCAGUUGGAGACGGCAAUAUGGGCUAUCAGGCACGGAGCUCCGGUGGACGAGGAAACCUAUGAUGCGGCGGUAACACGAGGACACCGCUGGACGCCAUUUGCGGAGAAUGUGUGGGACAUACUCAUGGACGAUUGGUAA
Micromonas pusilla CCMP1545 is the source of this 426-nucleotide messenger RNA. RefSeq lists its product as uncharacterized. Bases 1 to 426 code for a protein of 141 amino acids. The transcript has a single exon. Lineage: Eukaryota; Viridiplantae; Chlorophyta; Mamiellophyceae; Mamiellales; Mamiellaceae. The record is from RefSeq and is a predicted model, not a curated record.